GUUUCUGGACCUUCUAGUCUUGGGCAGCAGUCUCGCCGUUUUCGCUAUGGCCGUUCCGGAUGCCGUUGCCGAGAAGGAGCUGGGGAAUGAGGCUUACAAACAAAAGUGCUUCGAUGAAGCAUUGAUGCAUUACAACAAAGCGAUUGAACUAGAUCCCAACUGUAUCACGUAUUAUACAAAUAAAGCUGCUGUCUAUUUUGAGAUGGGUGAUUUUGAUAAGUGCAUCGAGAUUUGCGAGCACGCUGUUGAAGUCGGUCGUGAAAACAGAGCAGAGUACAAGCUAAUCGCCAAAGCGCUCGCACGGAUCGCUUUGAGUUACUGGAAGAAAGACGACUUGGCUAAUGCUAAAAAGUACUACGAUAAAUCCUUAUCAGAGUGCCGCCAACCCGAUAUCGAGAAGAAAUCAAGGGAAGUUGAUAAGCUACUUAAGGAGAAAGAGAGGCUUGCUUACAUAAACCCAGAGCUGGCGGAGUCCGCGAAGAACAAAGGCAACGAAUGCUUUCAACAAGGGGAUUAUCCGACUGCUCUUAAACAUUAUUCUGAGGCAAUCAAGCGGAACCCAGACGACGCCAAGCUGUACAGCAACAGGGCGGCGUGCUACACUAAGCUGAUGGAGUUUCAUCUUGCUAUAAAGGAUUGCAACACUUGUAUUGAGUUGGAUCCAAACUUCAUCAAAGGUUACCUACGGAAAGGUGCCGCCUGCCUCGCGAUAAAAGAUCUAAAUCAAGCUAGAAAAGCCUACAGAAAAGCCAUGGAAAUCGAUCCAGGGUGUACAGAAGCAGUACAAGGUCUAAGGCAAACGUAUACUGGCGAUGAUGAUCCGGAAGCAGCUCGUAAACGAGCAAUGAACGAUCCUGAAAUAGCGGCUAUCCUCUCUGAUCCUGCUAUGCGUCUCAUCCUCAAUCAGAUGGAGGAUCCCACUGCACUUCGUGAACACUUAAACAAUCCCGAUAUUGCCUCCAAAUUAAUGAAGCUUAUUGACGCCGGCUUAAUCUCUUUCCGGUGAUUUUGUAGAUUUUGCAAGUGACACACGUUCUGACGUGCACUUCGAAAGAGCGUUACACUUUCCGCCCUUCAGCUAUCUGUUACCAAGCACAAAUGGUUAUGUAUCAUGCUUUUCAGCCAUGUCGCCCCUUCGGGUGUUUCAAUAAGAUUUUUCGAUUA
Messenger RNA from Dicrocoelium dendriticum, 1164 nucleotides. The record is from the annotation of a GenBank genome assembly. Lineage: Eukaryota; Metazoa; Platyhelminthes; Trematoda; Plagiorchiida; Dicrocoeliidae.